Messenger RNA from Elgaria multicarinata webbii, 1599 nucleotides. RefSeq names its product neuropeptide FF receptor 1-like. The transcript has 5 exons. The record is from RefSeq and is a predicted model, not a curated record. Gene Ontology annotation, cellular component: plasma membrane. Lineage: Eukaryota; Metazoa; Chordata; Lepidosauria; Squamata; Anguidae. Gene Ontology annotation, biological process: regulation of cAMP-dependent protein kinase activity; regulation of adenylate cyclase activity; cellular response to hormone stimulus. Gene Ontology annotation, molecular function: neuropeptide receptor activity; peptide binding; opioid receptor binding. The coding region runs from base 1 to 1599 and encodes 532 amino acids.
AUGAACAUGAAGGAAGUUGUCCAGAAGGAAAUUUUGGCCAAUGAGACUGAGAGGUGGACGGGAGGAAGCGAUGUCAACAGCACCUUUCUCCCUUACUACCAGCACCCUCCGGCUGUUGCUUCCAUCUUCAUCAUGGCAUACCUAGUUGUCUUUCUCUCAUGCAUGGCUGGAAACUCCUUGGUUUGCAUGGUGGUGGUGAAGAACCAGCACAUGCGCACUGUCACCAACCUCUUCAUCCUCAACCUGGCCAUCAGUGACCUGCUGGUGGGUAUCUUCUGCGUGCCGACCACUCUGAUGGACAACCUGAUCACAGGCUGGCCCUUCAACCAGGUUAUAUGUACCAUGAGUGGCCUUGUCCAAGGGAUGUCCGUCUCUGCUUCUGUCUUCACUCUCGUCGCUAUAGCUAUGGACAGAUUCCACUGUAUUGUCCUGCCUUUCCGAGAGAGGCUCAGCCUUCCAAAGGCCAUGGUGAUUAUUAUCGUGGUGUGGCUCCUAGCCAUAGCCAUCAUGUGCCCUUCUGCCAUCAUGCUCACAGUGGGACGCCUGGAAGACCACUACAUGGUGCUCAGUGACAGCAAGAACACCACUUACCCGCUCUACACAUGCUACGAAGCCUGGUCAGACAACAGCAUGAGGAAACUCUACACCACCAUUCUCUUCAUCCACAUUUACCUGGUGCCCUUGACCCUCAUUGUCUUCAUGUACGGAAGGGUCUGUGUGAAACUCUGCAGUUCCACGGUGCCUGUCUCUGAAAACCCACCUGGUGCCGUCAGAGCCAACGGCACUUCCAAAAAGAGGAUCAAAGUCAUCAAGAUGCUCAUUUUGGUUGCUCUCCUCUUCAUGAUCUCCUGGCUGCCCUUGUGGACUCUGAUGCUGCUGGUGGAUUAUACCAAUUUGGCUGAUGAGCAUCUGGACUUGCUGACCGGUUAUUUCUUCCCUUUUGCCCACUGGCUAGCUUUCUCCAACAGCAGCAUCAACCCGGUCAUCUAUGGCUACUACAACGAGAACUUCAGGCGGGGCUUCCAGGCGGCUUUUAAAUUCCAGCUUUGCUCCCAGGAAUUGAAACACCAGGAGACGUACUCUGAACAAUCGCGGGGUCCCCUCAGCUUUGGGAUGUGCAACAAAGUCUUUGCGCAGAGAAACAGAGGUCUCCGGGCCAACCGGGACUGGCCCCCAAUUCACUGGGGAAAGGGGCUGGAAGACACAUUCCCGGACUUCCAGGAACGGGUGCUGCAGCCAUCUCCCAGCGCCGAUCUAGCGCAGCAGAAGGGCGGGGACUGGAAGACGCGUUCCCAGACUUCUGGGACGCCAUCUCCCAGCCCCAGCCUCAACCCAGGGUCGAUUUUGCCCUUCUGCUAUGCUGAUGCAAUCCCGUCAGUGCCGCAGUUCGCUCCUUGCCCCAGCCGGCAUUCGACGAGAGUCAAGGGGUGGGGGUCCGUUCGCUCCCCGCCCCAGCGGCGGUGGACCAGACCACUCAGCCAGGCGGCGAAAGAUGACAGUGGCGGAGGACAGUGGCAGCGAGGACAGCUAAUGAUGAUAAUGAUAUUGAUAAUGCUGCUGCUGCUAACGAUGGUGAUGCUGACAAUGGAUGCUGACUGA